Messenger RNA from Syngnathus acus (greater pipefish), 5096 nucleotides. RefSeq lists its product as uncharacterized. Lineage: Eukaryota; Metazoa; Chordata; Actinopteri; Syngnathiformes; Syngnathidae. Bases 125 to 4573 code for a protein of 1482 amino acids. The transcript is spliced from 5 exons. The record is from RefSeq and is a predicted model, not a curated record. Gene Ontology annotation, biological process: regulation of transcription by RNA polymerase II. Gene Ontology annotation, molecular function: DNA-binding transcription activator activity, RNA polymerase II-specific; RNA polymerase II cis-regulatory region sequence-specific DNA binding. Gene Ontology annotation, cellular component: nucleus.
GUGCCUGGCAGCCAUUUUGAAGACAGCUAUCGCACACGCCGCAACUCGACGGAGCCAACCGUUCCUAGUUGGGCCGUUUCUUUUUUUUUUCCCCCUCUAACUCACCAAAGGAUAACGUACGAACAUGUCAACGGACCACUUUCAAACGAAGUACGCCUCCUUCAUGGAGGUUCUGGUGAAAAGUACUAUUACGGAAACAACCAAACUUUUCGAAACGGUGGUUGACGAAUUAAAGGCAGAAAUAUCGAAGCUGAAAGCGGAGAACGAGGCCCUCAAACGUAACAGACAAAAGGCGGAAGCGAGAAGCUUUGCGAUCAGUGUUCCCGGCCAAAGGAGCCGUUCGACGAUGCAGGAUUCAGCAGUUCAGUGUGACCUCGGCCAACUUUUUCUACUGGUGGAACCAGUGGGACAAAUCCUAAAUGACCAAGGCAAACAGUGUAAUGAAGAGGAAACGGUGUACCUUCUGCUAAACGACGAUGACGCUGCUGCAAAAGAAGGAAAUUCCAACCUCAAGACAGUUUCGCUUUCAAACCAUAAGGAUUCUGAAGCCGUAUUGUGCGCAGUUGCAGAUCCACCACCAGCAUCUGCUCGUGGAAACGAAACCAACGGCCCUGAGAUUGAUCGGCAAUGUUUAAAUGAAGAGCUCAGAAGAAGCCAUGACACUCAAAUGACCAAAGUUUACCCUUGUCCGGAGGUGGAUCACAGUUCACGUGCGGUACAGAAAGACUCAAUGGAGGUAGUAAAUUAUCUUAACUUAGUUGCUACAACAAAAGACAAAAUGGAAGUCAUAGCCAACGCUGGACAAAUAUUAGCUGGGUUGGGGAGCCGAGAGUCGGAGGUGUCAAAGUUUCAAAUGAAGCUACCGUCAUUGGGGCAACAAAACACUCAGCCAACAACGCUGUUGGACCAACCGCCGGAAGAAGAGCAAAUCAGAUGUUUGACGGAAGAUAAAGCCAAGUGCGACGCACAAGAGCAAGUCAACAAAAACAGAAGAAAAAGAAAACAGCCCUCAGACAAAGUGAAACACCUGCCAAAGUUCCCAACGGAAACACUUUUGCUACCUUCAGCUGGCGCCGCAUCGCACGACGGAGUGGAGAAUUCAUCUCCCACAGCUUCGUCACCACCUCCCGGGGUACGCGAUAGCUCUGCGAUGCUACAGGAUGCCAUGCUACUGGUUGAAGCCAUGGAUCAGUCAAAGAAUCGGACCCCCACAGGAGAAAACCAAGACCAGCGCACUCUCGAUGGAAGCGACGAGGACGCGCGAGAGGAGUCAGCAAACCAAACACUUUGUGACACUUACCCAACAGAAUCCAGCAAUUGCCAAUCUCCCACGAGCGUUCAUAGCCGCCAGCCAAAACUUGCUUCUUCUGACGUCACGCUAACGUUGACUGAUACAGCAAGCAAGUCACCCGAGCAGUGCUCGCCGAGCAUACUGGCGGAAGCGGUCGAGAUAACGGCGGGCUCGGGGCUGGUCCCCAAAAAGAUUUUUGUUUUUUCCAAAUCGCCGUCCACUCAUCCACAAGGUACAAUUGCCCCGCUGUCCCCAAAUCAGAUUUCAGCUGUCGUGUCCACAGUCGCCGCCGCCAAAAACAAGUCGUCAUCGGAAAUUUCCCAAAGAAAAGAUGACGCGAACUCUACGACGGCCGCUCCCCUCGUCACGUCGAAACCAACAAUGGAAAAAAGCUCUGCCCCGACAGUGUGCAAAAAAAUUACAAUUAUAAUUCGGAGAGCUGCAGAUGUCGCCGCAAGCCCUCCGCAACUGUCCGAGGUACGAGUUGCACCCACGAACCAAAGUCCGGUCGGACCUGCCGUAGUGAUGUCAUCGACACUGCAUCCAAACGCGGGUGCUCCGGUUACUUUAGAUGAAAAGGAAACGCCGUCGCUGAGCGAUCAGACGUCAUAUUUUUUCUCCCGGUUGCCAUCGCCGCAACCGUCACAGCCGACGAGCGUUUGUAAAAGUCCAGAAAAAACUCCCGCGGAACAAUCGCCAGCCUCGCCGUUGUCGCAACUGACAGACGUUUGCCAAAAUUUAGAACAAGUGGCAACGUUGUCAUCUGAGGGCGCAACGAUAAACUGCCCGUCGCCAUCGCCGCAACCGGAACCUUCAUCACAGCCGACCGGCAUUUACGAAAGUUCACAACUACCUCCCGGGGAAGAGUCGGCCGCAUCAUCAGCAGCAGCAGCAGCAACAACGGCGAGCGGACCUUCCGAGAGUCUUCCACUCGUUCCGGUAAUUAGAUUGAAAAAGUUGUCAGAUCUAGAAGUAUCCACUGGACCAGUUUUGCUUUCACAAUUGCUUACUCAUGAAAGGGAAUCUGAAGUUGUCCCGCCAGACAGCAGCGAGCAGGCGUCGCAAACGACAAUCUGUCCAUCGGCAUCAUUAACAGCAGUUGCUGAAACUUUAAACGUCCCCGAGACGUUGCCGUGCUCGACUUUGAAAGAGGCACCAGACUUGGAGAAAACAAUCGUGGACUUUAACAAGGUUGAUUUGCCAACUGUAUCUGACCGAUUGUGUCAAAGUUUGUGUCUGGAUGAGGACGUCAUCACCACUGCAACUGCAGUGCAGGGCUUACAAUUUCCCGUCGUCAUCAAGGACAGAUGUGAUCCUCAUUUGCAAAUGAGCAAAACUCAGUUCCUCGCACAGUUGUCCGUGACACCUGUAAUCCAAGACGCCCAAAAGAUGUUGACCAGUGAGUCUGCAGAUGCCCAAAGUUCCUGUGAAGGGACCAGCACAGACCCCAGGACUAAGCCACAGACGAUGUCCUUUUUGGCCCGUCUGGGAAUUCACCUGAGAACACGCUCGCAAGCUAAAGAAGCAGAAACAAAUCCAAAGCCACUUCUAGAAAAAAUGUACAGCUCCAAGAAACCAAGAUUGGAGAAUGUUAGUACAAAUGAACAGGGGUCCAGCCAUGAGCCUAUUCCUGGGCCAGAAAGGGACUUUUGUCAAGUAAGUACAGAUAUCGAUUACCCUCACAGUCAGACUACAUUUGAGCCCGUGUCUGUCAUCCCCCGCAAACCCAUCGUAAAUGUGUGUAGGUUAGCUCUUAAAGACGCUACGGACGGCGUAGCAAUUGUCGCCCCGCCGCCAGACGUCGAAAGAAACCUAAGCCCAACAACAAAACACGCAUUGGACAGCCUAAAAAUGGGACAUACUAUUGAAUGCGAUUCAAUAAAUUCCAUGGCUGAAAAUUCUGCAAGUAAACCAUCCGAAUCAGGUCCACGUUCAAAUUCGACUACGACCGACCUAACGACGGCAAAAUUAGCCCUGCUCUGCGAUUGUACGUCCGAUCACGUUGCCUCUGGAGAUUCGUCUCCGAGUCCCGGGUCAGCUUUGCCUCAAGACGAACCCGGUGCGAGACACCCCGCUGCCAUCACGACAGAGCCGAGCGCAAGUCGGGAUACGGAAAGCUCAAACAAGUUGGGAGCCGCCGCUGUGUGUCUGAAAUCCACUAAAGCCAUCAGCGGCCCUCUGAAGAGCAAAUUCCCGGCCGAGAAUCGUAAGAGCUUAGUCAGUCCGACUGCUUGCGCUCUAAAUACCAACGAUCGCAGACCCUCCACUUGUGACUCUCUCGGUGGUUGCAACUUCUCAAAAGGAGAACAAACCUCAAAACUCGGUGAGUCCAACUGGUCACCGAGGAAAACUCCCCAAAUGCCCAAAUGGGUUAAAAACGCUGGCGCUUCAAAUAAGACUGGGGAAAGCAUUGCCAACAAGCUGAGACUCAAUCUAAAAACUCCCGUGCAAGGAAAUAACAUCAAGAUGCAGAAUAGCAAAGCAGCAAGAGCGAAGCAUGUGCUGAAAGAUACGCAAACCAAAGUGCAGAAAGCGAAGCAGCUCAUGAACCAUCGUAGCGGCGGCACCACGGAAACCAAACCGCUUUGCGCUUCUCCGAAAGUACGAGUUAGCAAAAGCAUGCACGUCAGAGCUCCGACUGUCGUGGCACCCGCGCAGCCUCGAUCCGUCGUGGGUAAGAAGCUGCUGAAGAACCAGUGUGAGGAAUGCGGUCGUGUCCUUAGCAGCGGCGCUGCCCUGGAGAGCCACCUCAGUCUCCACACGGGUCACAGACCCUUCUGCUGCACGCACUGCGGGAAAAGCUUUCCCGACGCCAAGGGUCUCAAACGGCACGGCAUCGUCCAUCGCAACGGCCGGCUCCAUAUUUGCCAGCAGUGCGGCAAAGGCUUCGUCUACGGUUUUGGCCUCAACAAACAUCUCCAGAUGGUCCAUGGCAAACAUAAGCCCUUUGUCUGCCAGCUCUGCAACAAGGCCUUCUUCACAAAGCGAGAUGUGGAGAUCCACAUACGGACCCAUACGGGGGAGAAACCAUUCCACUGCCAUUUGUGCGAAAAGAGAUUUGUAAGGAGUGUGGAACUCAAUGCGCAUCUGAGGUGGCACAGUGGUGAGAAACGGCACUGGUGUCCCUAUUGCGGCAAAGGAUUUUUCGACCAGAACAACCUGAAAAGACACAAGUACAUCCAUACGGGAGAGAAACCACAUUCUUGCCCUUAUUGCCCCAAACACUUUACACAGUCUGGACACUUGAAGAAGCAUGUUAAAAAUGUACAUAAAGUGCAAUGAGGGAGGGAGAGAGAGAGUGUCAACUUUUUUUUAUGUUUUGUUAAGUACAAAUCUCUCGUGUUUGGGUCCUAUAUGUACUGUAACAAUAUGAAUAUCUGUAAAAUAAGCAAUGACGUUUUCUGUGUUGUCUCUUAAAUGUUUGUGUAAAAACGGACAAGUGUCAGAUGGUGAAUUGUACUUAAUGUGAAAUACUAUAAACUAAUCAAAUCAACAAAUCUUUCCUAAAAUAUGCUCAUAGGAAAAUGCUUUUCUAUUGGGAAUAAUAAAUAUUCUCUCAGCAGCUUUACGAUCAGAUUGGUUUGUUUUUCUUUCUUCGAUGCUGUGACUGUUAUUCAUUUGAUUGACUCUGAGUAUGUUUUGGCAAAAGUUUAGCAGGAAGGUGAAUUUGAUGAAUUACAUUUUUGGGAUUGGAGAAAAUGGCUGGACGGUCCAAAAAAUGUCUUUUAGCAAUUGUGAAAAACUGAACUAGCUUCACAACGAUGCCGGUUUUUGGUUUCUUGACAAAUACAAAUAUGAAACACUU